AGAGACACAGGGUGGGGUUUCAAGUGUUUUCAAGAGUUUUUAGAGUUCCCAAGUGUUCAACUCCGUCCCAACCCAAGUUCAUUUUCAGAUCUUUACUGUGGAAAUGCUGAAGAUGGGGUUGAUCUUUUGCUUUUCCUUUUUCUGUUUUCUGGGUCUUACUGGCGCAGGUCAAGAAUAUAUUGAAUACCUUACCCUUUAUGACGCAACUCCAGAGGUUGUUCACGCAUUGUCUCACAGUGGUCUUCCUGUAGCAGUUCCUGUGAGUGGCAAUGUCCUCAGCGAGGUCUCUAGCAGUGUUUUGAAGGCUGAGAGUUGGCUCAGGCUCCAUGUUCUAGCUCACUAUCCAGCUACCAAAAUCACUACCAUUCUUGUGGGCGACACUCUUCUCUGUCAAAAGGAUCAAGAAGACAGCUUGGAUCUUUUACUACCAUCUCUUAAGAACAUUUAUCAUUCUCUUACAAGGUGGGGUUUAGAGAAAGAUAUCAAAGUGUCAGCUGCUUUCUCUUCUAGUUGUUUGCACCAAAACUCUGCUCUUUUUAGUGAUGAUUUGACUGAGAAGGUCAUCAGACCUCUGCUGGAGUUCCUCCAAAAUACAAACUCUACAUACUCCAUCACCCCUCCUCCAAAUUUGUCUCCCUUUACACAUGAAAGUUUGACUUCACUAACUUCCCACCUGGAUUUCAUGAAAAGGUUUGGAUCUUUUGACCUUACAAAGGUCAAUUUGAUAGUCUCUAGUCAACAAGAAAAAACCCCCAGGAGCAGGAAGCUCUCAGUGGUGGACUCCAAGCUUGUAAAACCCUACCCAGCUAGGCCAACCCCUUUGCCAGAAAUCUCUACUUCCUCACAUUCAUCUAUUGGCUUCUCUGUGCCUGCCAAUGUAGCCAAAAAGCCACAUCCCCCACAAUACCCUACUUCUCCACCUCCAGUUUCCUUCCCUAGUGGUUCUUCACCACCUCCAGUUUCCUUCCCUAAUGGUUCUCCACCACCAUUUUCCUUCCCCAUUGCUCCAGAGCUGCCUCCACCCUCUGUUCCCGCCAGCUCACCUGACGGUUUCUCCUUGCCUCCUUGUAAUCCAAUUGAUAACACAGCACCAGCACCAGCACCAGAGACAGGGGUGGUCCAAAAGCUGUGGUGUGUGGCUAAGCCUAGUGUUCCUGCUGAGACUCUACAGGAAGCAAUGGACUAUGCUUGUGGUGAAGGUGGUGGUGAUUGUCAAGAGAUUAUGCCUCAUGGGAGCUGUUUCUAUCCAGAUACCGUUGUUGCUCAUGCUUCUUAUGCUUUCAAUAGCUAUUGGCAGAAGACCAAGAGAGAUGGAGGAACUUGCAAUUUUGGAGGCACUGCUAUGAUCAUCAAUGCUGACCCAAGUUUUCUUCAGUGUCGGUUUGUUCUUAGCUGAACAAUGGAGAAUGUUGGGUUUGUUUCAGUACAAAGUAGGAUUUGUGGGGUCUAAUUGCAAGGUGAAUUUGUCUGCUUUUCUCUUUAGUCUUAGUGAUUAGUUCAGUAGAACGCAUGCAGCAGGUAGGACUUAAAAAUUUUGUUUCUCUGUAACUACUGUAGUAAUGGGGUAUCCUAUGCAAAAAUUUGCAAAAGACUUUUGACUCUGAUUCUAUAUAGAUAUUGCCCUUUAGCUUUAA
Messenger RNA from Theobroma umbraticum, 1634 nucleotides. Its product is annotated as O-Glycosyl hydrolases family 17 protein. Gene Ontology annotation, biological process: carbohydrate metabolic process. The record is from RefSeq and is a predicted model, not a curated record. Lineage: Eukaryota; Viridiplantae; Streptophyta; Magnoliopsida; Malvales; Malvaceae. Gene Ontology annotation, molecular function: hydrolase activity, hydrolyzing O-glycosyl compounds.